This is a messenger RNA of Mus caroli (Ryukyu mouse), 937 nucleotides long. The record is from RefSeq and is a predicted model, not a curated record. Lineage: Eukaryota; Metazoa; Chordata; Mammalia; Rodentia; Muridae.
ACGUCUUGGUGGAUUUCAUAAACCGAAUAUACCUGAUGCCCAAAGAAAACAAGGCACAGGUUAUGGAUAGGCUGUGUACCUGUUCACUCCGCAUGGAAACGUUCCAGGGAGGACAAAGAACCCUUGGGAAUCAGGAAGUACGCUGGAGAGAGAGCUUGGUUGUUGAGAUGUUUGCUGCUCUUCCAGAGAACCUGAGGGCCCUCUACCACAGCCUCCACAACCAUGGACAACUCCAGCAUACAGGAACUCCAGCAACCCUUACUGCCAAGCAUAACCUGUGACCUCCUGGCUCCCAGGUCUGAGAAGCCAGAGCUGGGAACCCCCUUCCCAGAAACUGCCUUUGCAGAGUCCCCCAGAGGCUGGCAGCUCCUUCUCCCACCUCUUCCUUCAGUGAGUGCUGGCCUGGGGGAGCCUGAGACCCCUGACUUUGAGGACACAUUAUCCAGUGACAGUGACUCAGAGGAUGAUGGGGGCGACCGGCUCUCUCCACUUCUUCCCCAUGACCACCUCGGCCUGGCGGUAUUCUCUGUGCUGUGUUGUUUUUGGCCUGUGGGCAUCGCUGCCUUCUGCCUGGCCCACAAGACCAACAAGGCUUGGGCCAAGGGGGACGUCCAAGGGGCAGGGGCUGCCUCCCGCCGAGCUUUCCUGCUGGGGGUCCUUGCCGUGGGGCUGGGCCUGUGCACAUAUGCAGCUGCCCUGGUGACCUUGGCUGCCUACCUUGCCUCCCGAGACCCGCCCUAGUUGCCCUUCAGCCCCCACUGUGAAUGCAGAGGCCAGAGGACCAUCAAACCCCUGAGCAGAAUGGAUGAUCUUGGUGUACACAGUGGUGACGGAGAGGACCACAUCGCCCAGAAACGAGUCAGCUGGAGGCCCCCUCCCUUUCCUGGCCACCCCUACCCAGAAGGAAGCAAUGUGAGAGAUUAAAGAUACCCUGAAG